UAACGUUAUUACAUUUUUAACGUUUGGUGGCGUUGAUGUUUCGAAUAUUUAGUACAAAGUUCGACCGCUAGGUGUUAACACACCACCACCACGUGACGCGACACGCUUUAAUCAGUUUUGUAACUUUAACGUGGUGGUUGUAUUGUGUAAGAAGUACGUGUUUUCGAAUAACAAUUAAAAUAAAAUAAUGUUUCUCUUAAGUUAGAAGAAGAUAUCAAUUACUUUUUACGAUAAAAUAAGAGAUCUUACAAAUAAAAAUCAUAAUGGAAGAUUUUAUACAAACCAGAGCUUCGAGACAAUUAAAAAAACCAGUUGAAGAGUUUGUCUCGGUUACUUAUAUAGCUCCCAAAAAGAAAGCAUCAAAAUCGUCGAACGAUAUUAGUGAACAAGAUAAUGUUAACAUAAGGACUGACAAUGGUGAUAAGUUAUCUAAUAAAAAAGUUAAUUCACAGUUAGAUCGUAAGAAGCAACAAGAAUUAGAAAUGAAGAGAGCUAGGUAUGAUGUCAUCAAAUUUGGUAUUUCCGGUUUUAAAAGUGCAAAGGCUAAAGAAGCUAAAGUUGAACUGGCUAUAAAAUUAGGUGCAAAACCUCCCAAAAAUCCAAAUUUGAAUUAUAAAGUUUUGAAGGAAAAAAGGAAGAAAGAAGCUGCACGUCAUAAGAAAAAAGAACCGAUAUCUGGACUUAAUAAAAGUUUGAUAAAACAUAAAAGUAGGAACAAGUUAAAGAAAAAUUCAGGUAUUUUAGGAAUGUAUGGAAAAGUGCACAAGGAUGCACUUGUUAAAAAUAAGAAAUAGAUUUAUAACCAUAAACAUU
Molecule: messenger RNA, 813 nt
Organism: Polistes dominula (European paper wasp)
Lineage: Eukaryota; Metazoa; Arthropoda; Insecta; Hymenoptera; Vespidae
Source: RefSeq, a predicted model, not a curated record